Cladocopium goreaui is the source of this 1861-nucleotide messenger RNA. Lineage: Eukaryota; Dinophyceae; Suessiales; Symbiodiniaceae. The record is from the annotation of a GenBank genome assembly.
CGAGAAUGAUGGGCCUCCUGGCUUGGGAGAGCUAACCUGCCGCUGUGGCGUUGUUUGCAGCCGUGCCGUCAAAGCAGCUAUGCGGGAGGCCGAAAGACUUGCAGACAAAGCUGAGAGAAAUGAGUUGGCGCACAUAUCAGAACGCCUUUUGGAAAACGCAGCAGUUCGGCACUUUCUCCUAACCUUUGAGGAGCAGGACUGGCCGGAUCUUCUGCCUUGCAUCGCGUCCAUAGGGAUUCAGGCAUUAACAAUGCACUAUGGUCGCGCAGCGCAAUUGAACCUCGGGUCUCUUCGUACGCUCGCAAAGUGGAUCGAGCGUUACAGGGUUUGGCCCAGUAGUUUGGAGGUGAUCUCGAGCCAGAAAGCUCUCUUUGCUCAUCUCACCUGCCGUGAUGAGUGGGUGAAAAACACCCUGGAAGCCUUCGAGAUGCAAUGUGAGAAAGCUGCAGAGUGGGGCAAGUGUUGUGUGGAGAUGACUGUGCAACCUUCAGUUUACAUGGACGAUGAGGCGGUGGAGCAGUUAGAGAAGCGGCUUGGUGAGUUUGGCUUCUCCAGUUAUGCUACAAGGCAUUCCAAAGCUGGCAAUGUUGUCAUUAGUGCAGCAUGGAUGCUGGGAACGGAGACAAUCCAGAAGGCAGAUGAUGGCCCUCAGGGUAUCAAAGCCAACUGCCCCGUGUGCCAUGAAAAUGGGUAUGUGGUGGCUCUCAUGCCUUGUGGCCAUACGGUGUGCAAGCAGUGCCAUCCUGGGCUUUGUCAGUGCCCCAUGUGCCGCAAGAGUUUGACAGGAGACCCAGAUCUCAGUCUACUGGCCGAGUUCUGGGCUCAAAGCUGUUUCGAUGCAUUUGAAGCUGCACCAGUCAGGGAAGUGCCUCGGGAAGUGCCUCGUGAGGUGCCUGGAACUCCACCGUCAAGCUGCGCCAUGCUAAAGCCCGCAUUGGCUGGUAUCAGAGCAAGGGCUCAGAUACGCGGACGCAGUCCUCCUCCGCAGAGUGCGCAAUGGUCACCCAGGAGCUCGCCCAGAGCAUCUCCGGCGGGUGCAACGCUGCCCUGGCCAUCGAGACGGGAUGAGGCAGGUGGUCAAAAUGCCCACUGCUUUCACUGUGAAACGGCGCAUUUGCCGGACUCGCAGUUCUGCCGUAUUUGUGGUCAUCAUAGAGACGCACAAAUUCCGGCAGCAGCAUCACCGAUCGCGCCUCCGUGGGACGCAAUGCGGGAGACACAGAAUUUCCCUGCUCGUGAGCCCGCAGCCUGCGCAGCCUACGUACCAAGCGCAGGCUUCAACCUUUCUGGAGCCUGUGGAGCUGCGGAAAUUGGCCUGGGAUUGCCAUUGCCGGCAGCACAGCCACCAGCACAACCACAGCCAGUGCAGCCAGCGCAGCCAGCGCAGCCACCCACUUCACUCUCCAUGUCCAUGCAGGCCACCCAGCCAGCUGUGGUACCUGCUGUACCCCUUGCACCACCCAUCAUCCAAUCUCCCAUCACACCACCCACACCGCCAAAUGUGUCCUUUGGACAAGAAGCAGUUCCACACGUUCCACCAACGCUUCCAUCAGUAACACCAUUGCAACAAGUUGUGCCACAGGUUGUGCCACCAGCAUCACCUCCGCAUCCCAAAAACCCGACCCCGCCAUUGAUGCUGCCGCAGCCAGUGAUUCCAAGCGUUCCCAGCAAUCCGCCCUCAGCACGCUGGGAGCCGAGCCCUCGGGCUGUGCCACUGGAUGCACCAAGAUGGCGUUCCAGGGAGGGUGCAACGAGCAGUCGGAACGAAAGAGCACCAGUGCAGGAUGAAUGGUACCAAACCUUGAUGUCGCGACUCCGGCGUUUGGGAGAUCAGGCGCGCUGCAGUGGCUUUGGGGUCUGA